Messenger RNA from Knipowitschia caucasica, 414 nucleotides. Lineage: Eukaryota; Metazoa; Chordata; Actinopteri; Gobiiformes; Gobiidae. The record is from the annotation of a GenBank genome assembly.
AUGAGGAAAAGAACAAACAUUCAAGCCUCAGACAUGGACUUCUCUGGGACCUGGAAAGUCUACUCUGAAGAAAACCUGGAGAACUUUCUCAAAGCAGUCGGUGCUCCUGAGAUGGUUGUUAAAAUGCGCAGAGAAAUCAAACCCACAAUAAUCAUCGAACAAAAUGGAAAAGACUUCACUUACACCAUAAAGACUCCGGUCCGCACCACGGUCAACGCCUUCAGCAUCGGCAAAGAGACGGAGAUCACCGGACUGGACGGACGCCGGUUCAAGUGCACUGUCAGGGAGGAGGAUGGGAAGCUGAUCACGGAGUCGGACAAAAUCACGUCUGUGCGAGAGAUUCAGGGAGAGGACAUGGUGGAGAAAGUGACGUCAGGCUCUGUGACCUUCAUCAGCAAAAGUAAACGUGUCUAA